Molecule: messenger RNA, 4095 nt
Organism: Oncorhynchus masou masou (cherry salmon)
Lineage: Eukaryota; Metazoa; Chordata; Actinopteri; Salmoniformes; Salmonidae
Product: phosphatidylinositol transfer protein beta isoform-like
Exons: 11
Coding region: 45-863 (272 amino acids)
Biological process (GO): phospholipid transport
Cellular component (GO): cytoplasm
Molecular function (GO): phosphatidylcholine binding; phosphatidylinositol transfer activity; phosphatidylinositol binding
Source: RefSeq, a predicted model, not a curated record
GGUGACGUAGAGAACCUUGCGCAGCCGCAGCCCGGGAGGAGAAGAUGGUGCUUAUCAAGGAAUACCGUGUGAUCCUACCGAUCUCUGUGCAAGAGUACCAAGUCGGUCAGCUGUUCACUGUAGCAGAGGCCAGUAAGAAUGAGACGGGGGGAGGAGAGGGCAUCGAGGUGCUGAUAAAUGAACCCUACGAGGACGAGGGAGAGAAGGGACAGUACACGCACAAAGUCUACCAUCUAAAGAGUAAAGUCCCAGCCUGGUUGAGGUAUAUUGCACCAGAGGGAGCAUUAGUCUUCCAUGAAAAAGCCUGGAACGCCUACCCAUUCUGUCGCACCGUUAUAACGAACGAGUAUAUGAAAGAUGACUUCCUGAUAAAGAUUGAGACGUGGCACAAACCUGACAUGGGAACGCUGGAAAACGUGCAUGACUUGGAUGGUCCGACGUGGAAGACAGUGGAGGUAGUCCCCAUCGAUAUCGCAGACAAAGAUGUGGUGGCCCAUGGGGACUAUAAACCAGAGGAGGACCCUGCUCUCUUCAAAUCGACAAAGACGGGCAGAGGACCACUCUCACCUGAAUGGAAGAACGAUCUGAUGAACAAGACAGACUGUCCUAAGAUGUGUGCCUACAAACUGGUCACUGUCAAGUUCAAGUGGUGGGGCCUGCAGACCAAAGUAGAGAACUUCAUCCAGAAGCAAGAGAAGCGUAUUUUCACUAACUUCCAUCGGCAGUUGUUCUGUUGGAUCGACAACUGGGUGGAGCUGACCAUGGCAGACAUCCGACGAAUGGAAGAGGAGACCAAGAAAGAGCUGGAAGAGAUGCGUGAGAAGGGCACCGUGCGAGGAACCUCGGCAACCUCGGAAGAGUAGCCCCCGCCCCUGUAGGUCAGAGGCUGACUGCGUAGGUCAGGUCAGGUUCGAGGCAUGACUGCGGCUCAUGAGCAGUGAGGUUGACCAACAAAACCCUUCCAUGAUGAUGUUACCAUGUCCACAGAGGAGAGGAAGUCUCUGCUCUACUUCCUGUCUCCAAUGAUUCAUAUGGGGGGGGGGGGGGGUUGUCCUGAUUGGUCAAUGUUAUUGUACUGACCCUCAAUCACAUGCCUCCUAUUCACACAGAAAAACAAAAGCGGUUUUGCAUUUAAAGAAAAAUUUUAAACUCUUUGCACAGAAGGUAAAAUGUAAUUGUUAGUUGAUUAUAAGACGGGCUUCGUUUGUAUCCAGAGACACAGAAAGCCUUUUAAACAGAUAAGAAUGUUAUUUGUUGUUUUACAGUUCUCGGUAUGUUAUAAUUUCCCCCAAAAUUGGAAUAAGAUGAUGUAUUAACAGGCUUUGGACCAAUUUUAAUUUGUCGUGUAUUUGUGUUCCCUGUUUUUAUCAUACUGUAUCUGUCAUUCAGCCAUUGCUCUGGUUGGUUUCAUCCGUGUUUCUUCCCCCUCCCGAGACUACGGUCCGUACAAGCCCUUAUCCCAGUUGUAGUGGUCUGCAGACUUGAAACGCGUCCCAAAUGGCACCCUAUUCCAUAUAGUGCACCACUUCUGGCCUGAGCGCUGGGUCUGAACAGGGUGCCAUUUUGGGAUGUAGAUGAAGCAUUUUAACCCCUGGUCACUGUCCUGUCUGUCUGACAGGUGGCUGGGGAGACAAUUGUUCUUUUGAUUUGUCCCAGGUCUGUGGCUCUCUCUCGUAGAACGUGAUGUUUCUGCAUGACUUGAUUAUCCUUCGCUACCUUACAACAUAUAAGCCAGACCCACACACUCGUGAGUGCAUGUGUACAACUGCAACCCACAGUGACUGGCAGUGCAUGUGUGUUCAGAUGCCUCCGUACCCUGCCGUUAGGGAUUGUGUCCAAACGAGAAAGGGUUAGGAUCCUCUGUGGACACAACUAUGGCUACGUGUGUGUUUAGGAUGCUGCUUCUGAGUGGUUUUGGUACAGCUAGGCUUCUCGCUGCUCCCUGUUCCAGCCUGUUGUAAAUUGGCCUUGCGCUGUGGCUGCACCCCUCUCCUGUAAACUAGGGCUUCAAUACCAGGGCUGGGGGCCGGGUCUACUUCAACUCAGUCCUUUAAGGACUUCAACCAGAAAUUCCAAUUUAAACAUGUCAUUUCUUGGAUUGGACUUUCAAUGCAUUUCCUGAAUGGACUCCAUUGAAAUGGAAUUGGCCUCUGGUUUUUAACAAGAGGGCUGGUCUGCCCCAGGGCAACCUAGCUUCUAUUUUACUAUAACUGAUGAAGAGUGUGUGUAUACUGUAAAGGGUUUUGUAUAUCCUCUUGGACAAUUGUAGUUCUGUUUGUCAUGCUGUUCUCCCUCCACUCACCACUGUCCCAGGCAGCAACCAUCUGUCUAACAGAUAAGGGUUGUGAUCGAGUGGUUUAGCAUACUUCUACAUUUCUUGUAUGUUUUAGUUUUUUUUGCUGUGUUUUUUGUUGUUGCAUUACUGUCUAUUGAUCAUGUAUGUUGUCGUCAUUUCCCUUUUUAACGUGUUAAGGUUUUAAACAUUUCGUCAUUAUUUUUUUGCCUCGUGCUGCUAAAUCAGCUGUAUCUAGUACCUCCUUCAUGCCCCUUUGCUUUCUGCCUACUUGGAGUCACGUCGUGUGUUAAUGACAUCGGAGCGAGAGCUAGACUGGUGGCUUUAAAAAAAAUAUAUAUAUAGUAUUUGAUAGAUGAUCCCCAGGUCUGCUAUACCAUUAGGAGGGACAGAAAGACAUGGUCCUUGUGACUGUCCAGCUGUCCUGUGGGACUACCAGCCUAGUUCUACUACUGCAGUGUUGACCGUCCUCUGAUUUCAUAUUGACGAUAAUACAUGGUAGUCGGGUCUACUCUAAUGUUCCUGUCUUGUCUCCCAGUACUGUAACUAUAUACAGCAGGACGCUGGCUCAAAUGGCGCCCUGUUCCAUAUAUAGUACACUACUUUUGGCAGGACAAUAUCGUAAAUGGGGUGUUCAGGUGUAAAAUAUAAUCAUACUCUUGAUUUCAGAUCAGCAUGUUGUUCAGACACUGCUUCGAAAGAUUCACUCUUUUUUUCUGCCAAUGGCUAAGGUUCGGAUUUGGAGAAUAAUCUGAUCCCAGAUCUGUGACUGUGGUCAUUUGAUGUUCCGCCCCCAUGGCUUUCAUCAAUUCUGCAGUUUGACUGUACGAGGGUAAUACAAUGUGUCUGAGGUAAUGAAUUUCUCUGAAGUAUGCAAAGACAAUAUUUUAGUGCAGAUACAGUAAGUAAUACGUUCUCCAUCGGUGCAAUGCUGACCAUGUAGCUGCUGCAGCAUUAACAGAUAAGGAUAUAUAAAGUAUCUCUAUUUAAACUAGCUGAAGAUUUUGAUAGUUAAUUCCCAUUGUGAUAUUGUUUAAGAUUUUGAUCUCCUGGGUAAUGAACCCUUGGAGUGAGACACUGUUAAGUGAAACAGUGACGUUUUAUUUUUUGGGGCCAUUGUAUUGUUUCUCUUUUUAAUGUUUUGUCUUGUAGAUUUCAGCCAUUCCUGUUGGAUCAUUGUCUAUUGGGUCGAAUGUGACCCAUAACUGUCCCAUGAUGUGGGUUAGUCUUUAUAGAAACACCAGUGUCAACCAGGGGGUGAGGGGAGGGGUUGCACAUUUUUGUUCUAUCCCAGCACGAACACCUGAUUCAACUACUUAUCACCAAGCCACUGAUUAGUUUAAUCAGGUGUGUUAGCACAAACACGUGCAACUCUGUGGAUCCUCCCAGGAAGGGAUUGAGAAACACUGGCCUUAGGGCUCUAUUAAAUCCGUAUCAUGGAAGUUCAGCAUUACAGCGAGAUUGCAAUUUAAAGGCAAUGUUCCCGCAUUAGCGGUAAACACUGCAUAUGUCGGCUCAAUUGAAAAAUUACCUUUUAAAUUUCUAUCACGGACUCUGUAAUGCUUCAAAGAUGCAGAUUGAAUAGAGCCUUACAGUCCAUAACAUACUGUAUGUCUUGUCAUCAUGACCAAGCACUUGCAAAAUCUACUGUUCAUUUCCUUUGAAAGAUUUUCUGAUCACAAGGUCAAAUUCAUGGGAAUUUAGUAGUGAAUGUAAAAAUAUUUUGUUUCACAGCUGCUGAACUGUGGCAAGGUCUAGAUAAUGGAAUUGAACAGAAUAUCUAAUAAAAUGGAACAAACCUC